AUGGGUCGUGUCCGAACCAAGACGGUGAAGAAGGCUGCCCGCGUGAUCGUGGAGAAGUACUACGGCAAACUGACCCUGGACUUCCAGGUCAACAAGAAGAUCACGGAGGAGGUGGCCACCAUCCCCUCCAAGCGCCUGCGCAACAAGAUCGCAGGCUUCACCACGCACUUGAUGAAGCGCAUUGGCAAGGGACCUGUGCGUGGCAUCAGCUUGAAGUUGCAGGAGGAGGAGCGAGAGCGACGCAUGGAGUUCGUGCCGGAUCGUUCCGAGGCGGACACGGGACCCCCAAAAGCCCGGGUGAACACGGAUUUCAUCCAGGUGGAUUCGGAUACCCGCGACAUGUUGAAGGAGUUGGACAUGGAUCGUUUGCAGAACAUCAGCGUCUCCAACACCACGCUGUCAGCGCACCCGUCGCACCUGGCGCACCUGGCACACCCAGCGCACCCACAGCGCACCCAGCGCACCCGGCGCACCCAGCGCAGUCAGCAAUCUGAUGUCACGGAUUACCGUUGCGCUGCAUAUUUACAAAGGCAUGCAGAUGCGCCGUUAAGAGGUUCCGAGAGAAUAAGCCGCCGUGCAGAUGUGAAAAAAACGACUGAGAACUUGCUGUCUUCGCGCUUGUAUCGUUGGAAACUUUCCUCCAAACGUCGAGAUUCCCGGGACUCCCUUGAGGUCUUGCGUCGAAGUGCUGGCAAGGGGUGUUGUUGCCCCAACUGCCGGCUGGAGAACGAAUUUGCCAGGCGCAGAUCGGACGCCCCAAGUCUGGCUGUGAAGGAGUUCGCUCCCCAGCUCCGCGUGCCCGAUCUGGCCGGCCGUGAGGCAUCAUCCCGGCAGGCGGUGCCAGUGGAUAGGGAGCCGACCUGCUUCCCCUCAGGUGUUCACUUGCCGCCUGCGCCGGCCCCAUCUGAGGAGGCUGUACCAUUUUGCACCCGGUUGACGACCCCUCGGGGCGGAGGCGACAUAGUGAGCUCAGGCCGCUCCUUGCCCCCGCCUCCAUUGCUACUGCUUCUACUGGAGAAGGAGGCGGCGAAGGAAAUGGAGGCCAUGGCGCUGCCGGUCCAAGCUGAAUCACAAGAGGUUUGCGCCACCAGAGACCUGCCGAGAACCGGGAUUCACGAAAGUUCCUACUGUAUGGAAUCUGACACUGGGUGUGCCCUGCUCAAUCCGAUGCAGUUUCCGUACAAGCUCAGCAGGCAUCGAGAACUCCAUCUCUUGUUUCAGUACAAACUGAAGAGGCAUCCAAAGCUCUAUCUCAUGUUUCCGUACAAGCUGAAGAGGUACUUAGACCGCAAACAGAUGCUGCUGUACAAGUUGAGGAGGCAUCCAAAGCUCUAUCUCACGUUUCCGUACAAGCUGAAGAGGUACUUAGACCGCAAACAGAUGCUGCUGUACAAGUUGAGGAGGCAUCCAAAGCUCUAUCUCACGUUUCCGUACAAGCUGAAGAGGUACUUAGACCGCAAACAGAUGCUGCUGUACAAGUUGAGGAGGCAUCCAAAGCUCUAUCUCACGUUUCCGUACAAGCUGAAGAGGUACUUAGACCGCAAACAGAUGCUGCUGUACAAGUUGAGGAGGCAUCCAAAGCUCUAUCUCACGUUUCCGUACAAGCUGAAGAGGUACUUAGACCGCAAACAGAUGCUGCUGUACAAGUUGAGGAGGUGGGUGGUUGUUAAGGAUGAAAAUUCACCCGAAACGGAGAUGGAUCAGCGUGAGCACACUGCUGCAGUUUGGGGCCCCGUCUACGCCUACGCAAAGGUUGAGGAGUCUCCACCGUUGGCAGCGUCACCUGCCAGCUCAAGUAGCGGAAUGCUCAGCGGAGCUCCAAAAGGCCUUGGUUCCGCCUCCCGCGGUGCUGCGAGCGUGGCGCGGCGGGCAGAGCCGGAGGUGGUGGACGUGGAAGCCACGGCCCUGGUGAAGCUGGAGGAGGACAUUGAGGCUCAAAUUCAGAAAGCUGAGGAGGACAAGGACCAGUCUCGCUUGACGCGGCUCAGCCGCUUGUUGGUGCUCACUCGCAGCUCUGCUGCAGCAACCGCUUGGCAAACCACCAAGGAGUUGAAGGGCCAAGUGGCAGAGAGCAUGGCUUCAGCGAUCUCGGAGUUUGUGGGGAAGGAUGAUUAUGACAUCAGCGACGUGGCAACCAAGGUCGAGGAGCGGGUGACCUCAGCCGUGUCCAAGUUGGACAAUGUGUACCUCACCGCGGACGCCGCCAAGAACGCGCCCGAGGGCUCCAAGGUCAUCAUCCUGACGGAUGUGGUGAGACCGGUGGCAGGGCAGAUGAAGGAAGCGGGGAAGGAAGCCGUGUUGGCCUUCACCGGUAAAGAGGACCCCACUGAGGUGAAGGAAUGUGGGCAAAACGGCUGCAGCAGCAAGGAUCAUAAGUUGGUCUUGGACGCAAACUGGCGAUGGAUCCACACGGAGGAUGCGCAAAAUUGUUACACUGGAAACAAGUGGGAUAAUUCCCUUUGUGCAGAUGGCGCUGCUUGUGCCGCGAAGUGUCAAGUUGAAGCUGUCGAUUCCACGGAUUAUGAAAAUACCUACGGUAUCACAGCUAUUCCAGGCGGAGUGAAACUGAGCUUCGUCACAGGUACCAAUGUUGGUUCACGUCUCUUCUUGCUAGAGGAUGAUGACACCUACAAACUCUUCAAGUUGAACAACCGCGAGUUUGCAGUGGAUGUGGACUCCUCCACAGUGGAAUGUGGCAUGAAUGGUGCCAUGUACUUCGUGGAGAUGGCCGGCAAUGGUGGUUUGGGUCUGGGCAAGAACCAGGCGGGUGCCAAGUAUGGGACUGGUUACUGUGAUGCCCAAUGCCCCCAUGACAUCAAGUUCAUCAAUGGCAUCGCCAACUCAAAGGACUGGAAGCCACACCCAAAGGAUUUCAGCAACAGCAUGGGCCUUGGUCACUAUGGCGCCUGCUGUGCCGAGAUGGAUAUUUGGGAGGCCAACAACAUGGCAACUGCCUAUACCCCGCACCCAUGCGACAUUGCGACUCAAGGGCAGUACAUGUGUGAAGGCAUUGAGUGUGGUGACAAUGACAAGGAUGAGCGCUACAAGGGUCUUUGCGACAAAGAUGGCUGCGACAUCAACCCCUUCAGGAACGGCAACCGCAGCUUCUAUGGGAAAGGUCCUGGCUUUUCCAUCAAUUCCUUGAAGCCAAUGACUGUGGUGACUCAGUUUCUGACGAACAACGGCAAGGACGACGGGAAGCUGAAGGAGAUUCGCCGCUUCUACGUGCAGGACGGCAAGGCCAUUGCCAGUCCACCAAUCAAGAUCCUGCCCGAUGAGCCGGAUUCCAUCACUGACAAGAUGUGCAAGGACGUCCAAGAUCUUUUUGGAAAUCCCAACGACUUCAAGGCCAAAGGUGGCAACAAAGCUAUGGGCGAGUCACUGGAGCGUGGCCACGUGGCCACGUUCUCCCUGUGGGAUGACGUCGACGUGCACAUGAUGUGGUUGGACAGCUGCUACCCAACAGAUGACUACUGCAGCAAGGCCGGUGUGCGCCGAGGCAUGUGCCCAGGUGGUGAAGACAGCGCCCCGCAGCAGGUGCGACAGAAGUUUCCUUCUGCCUAUGUGACCUUUGCCAAUGUGGCCUUCGGUGAGAUUGGUUCCACUCAGAGUGUCUAUCCAUCCACCCCUCCAGCCCCUCCAGCUACUCAGGCCCCAACUGCGACAACCAGCACUGGCUCAGGUGGUUUUCUUUCAAGUACCACAACCACCAGUGUGGCAACAAGCAAUGGUGGGAACUGUGCAGGCGCAUGGGAGCAAUGCGGAGGACAGAAUUUCGAUGGACCCACUUGCUGUGACAAUGGCUAUACCUGCACGGUGCAGAGUCAGUGGUAUUCCCAGUGCAAGUGA
This is a messenger RNA of Cladocopium goreaui, 3849 nucleotides long. Lineage: Eukaryota; Dinophyceae; Suessiales; Symbiodiniaceae. The record is from the annotation of a GenBank genome assembly.